Messenger RNA from Agrilus planipennis (emerald ash borer), 1602 nucleotides. RefSeq names its product serine/threonine-protein phosphatase 4 catalytic subunit (gene Pp4-19C). Gene Ontology annotation, molecular function: protein serine/threonine phosphatase activity. Gene Ontology annotation, cellular component: nucleus; cytoplasm. The coding region runs from base 418 to 1341 and encodes 307 amino acids. The transcript has 6 exons. The record is from RefSeq and is a predicted model, not a curated record. Lineage: Eukaryota; Metazoa; Arthropoda; Insecta; Coleoptera; Buprestidae. Gene Ontology annotation, biological process: peptidyl-serine dephosphorylation; double-strand break repair via homologous recombination.
AUAAUAAAAAAUAUUUUACCUGAAACAAUCAAAGCCUCGUUAGGUCCAACCGUGUGUAUGUUACCCAUCGCUAAGAUUAUUCACACCGCACAAAACUACUUCGACGGAUUAAAAAACGAUCAAAACACGUCCCAAAAAAAACUAAAACACUCAGAACAGCCCUUUAACUCUCUGCAAGACCGGCCAUGCUAGAACCAUUUGAUAAUCAAGACGGGCGCAUGCGUUUAUUUUUAUAGUAUAAAAAAGAUGCACAUUAAUAUUAGAGCAAUGCAGAUUUCCGAAAACUAGUUUUCAUUGUGAUAUUAAAUGUCAGUAUCGAGUAUAGCGUCGUUUGGGUCUUUUAAAUUUCUGUGGAAACACAAACAAAACGAAGGAAAUGUGACCAGUCCCAAACAGUGAUUGUAGAUUUAAUUCAGGAUGUCAGAUACAAGUGACUUAGAUCGCCAAAUAGAACAGUUAAAAAGAUGCGAAAUUAUUAAAGAAGCAGAAGUUAAAGCCCUUUGUGCAAAGGCAAGAGAAAUUUUAGUAGAAGAAAGUAAUGUGCAAAGGGUGGAUUCACCAGUAACGGUUUGUGGAGACAUUCAUGGCCAAUUUUACGAUCUAAAGGAGUUAUUCAAAGUCGGAGGAGAUGUACCUGAAACCAAUUAUUUAUUUAUGGGGGAUUUUGUUGAUCGUGGAUUUUAUAGUGUUGAGACGUUUCUUCUACUACUUGCAUUAAAAGUUCGAUAUCCAGAUCGUAUAACUUUAAUUCGAGGCAAUCAUGAAUCUAGACAAAUUACUCAAGUAUAUGGUUUCUAUGAUGAAUGUUUAAGAAAAUAUGGGUCAAUAACUGUUUGGAGAUACUGUACUGAAAUAUUUGAUUACUUGUCCCUUUCUGCAAUUAUUGAUGGAAAAAUAUUUUGUGUUCAUGGUGGUCUUUCACCAUCUAUUCAAACGUUAGAUCAAAUUAGAACCAUUGAUCGUAAACAAGAAGUUCCUCACGAUGGACCCAUGUGCGAUUUAUUGUGGAGUGACCCAGAAGAUACCCAAGGUUGGGGGGUUUCCCCAAGGGGCGCUGGUUAUCUAUUUGGAUCAGAUGUAGUUGCUCAAUUUAAUGCAGCUAAUGACAUCGAUAUGAUCUGUCGUGCCCACCAACUGGUUAUGGAAGGCUACAAAUGGCACUUUAAUGAGACUGUUCUAACAGUAUGGUCAGCACCUAAUUACUGUUAUAGGUGUGGAAACGUAGCAGCAAUAUUAGAACUGAAUGAACAUCUUCAACGGGACUUUACAAUAUUCGAAGCUGCCCCUCAAGAGACUCGAGGAAUACCGUCGAAAAAGCCCCAAGCUGAUUACUUCCUGUAAAGUUGUCCCUCCCAAUUUUCUCAGGUCAACGUCGUUUCGAUCGUCGGCUAUUAAAUACUACCUUAGUAGUUUUCGAUUGAAACAUCAGAGCUUAUUUAUAGGUCAUAAAAUAAUUAACAAAUAAAAACAUAACGGACUGCCUGUAAUUACUGUAGUUAAUAUUUUUUUUUAUAAUUUAUGCCCAUAGACUGUAAGAUUAGAUGUUAAUAUAAAAAUUAUAUUUGUAAAGUACCCAGUAAAUUUCAUCGUUUUAGUAAAUAA